CGGGCCAGUUUGAACUUGAUGAUCCCAGAGUAGCAAUGACAGACAGGCCGCAAAUUGCCUGAAGUUUAUGAGUCAGUGGCCAUAUAUCUCUGUAUUACCUGUCAGCCUUGCGAAGGGAAAAUGAAGCAUUAAAGAAGUGAGGUAAGCCUUCUUUUUGUUGGCAACUUCAAACAAUACGCAAGACGACCCCUCCGCCGAUCCUCUCUAUCUUACCCCUGGGACGUUAGCAGGGCCCCCCACUACACUUUCAACCCAGCUUAUCUUCUUUGAGGCAUAGCGCUUCCAGAUCACUUAUCAUCAUUCAGCUCAUAUAUACCCGGAAUCUGGAGAAUCUUAUACAAGUUAUGGAGAAGACAGAACAAACAUCACUGUAUGGGUUCGACUCGCAUGAGACUGCCCUAUGUGUUAUCCCUCCUCGUGGACUUUGGCUAUCAGUGGAUCGCCUGAGAAGUCUUUAUGAUAAGGCAUAUUCAGCGUGGCCUCCUCACGUUAAUCUUAUCUACCCAUUUGUCCGGCCUGAAGUGCUGGGGAAUGCAGCUCAAGCACUUGAAGGGCUUGUGAUACAAAAUCGGCCUCAUCUUGCACUCAAUGUUGCUGACUGUUUCAAACAUAAAAAUCGCAACACUAUCUUUCUGGGUUCGAACUCAGAUUCUACUACAACCGAGCUCUCAAAGAUCAGGGAUAUAAUCUACAAUGCUCUUGGCCGUUCACAUGGAGCUCAAAAUGAACGCUUCGUUCCUCAUAUGACCAUCGGUCAGAGUGAAGACGCCGAGGCUGCCCCCCAUCAUUUUCUCCUCGAAAAGGCCCGCCUCUUGGCACCGAUAGAAUGGGAAGUGAAAGAAAUUGCUAUUCUUAUUCGCGACGGCGCACUUGCGCAAGGCGGAAGCGGACCACGGCCUAUGAGGCUUUGGGGGACUCUAGAUCUUGAAUCGGGAACCUUCCAUCGGAUAACACCGCCUCAAAGUUUUAAUGAUCAUCUAGACGAAAUGUCUACUAUUGCUUUCCAGCCAUGCUAUCACUCGAUCCAGUCUUCAGGGGCCUGGGAAAUGGCUGAGUCGACAAACACAUCUCCGGAUACCAACGAGGUCAUCCUUGAACAAUUGGUUGUUGCUUCUUAUAAUGUAUUGGCAGAGUUUGAGUGGCCUCCUCAAUCAUAUCGGCAUCCAGCUCUGGUGGAAAAUCUGCUCUCAGCUCGUGCUGCUGCCGAUAUUGUUGUUCUCCAAGAAGUCACAGACCAUUUUCUUCCUGACCUCCUCGCCAACAAGGAUAUACGUAGUCGCUAUCCUUUCGUCACUCAUGGGCCCCCAGAUCAGUCCGGUAUUGGGCCGCUACCUAGCCUCCUGAACACUGUCGUCUUGAGUAGAUUUGCGUUUGAAUGGCACUAUCUCCCAUUCCAUAGGAAGCACAAAGGCUGCACCGUGGCCCGGUUUCCCGGCAUCGGCACACGAGAUGUUGACGAUGAGAAAUUCAAACCUUGGAUCCUUGUGGCGUGUCAUCUGAGCCAAGGGCUUACUGACGGCGCCGUCGCCACCAAAAAGAAAGAAGUCCAGAAGAUGCUCGAUUAUCUGUCUGCCACCUUUCUGCAACAUCCAUGCAUCAUUGCUGGGGACUUCAAUCUUGCGACUUCAACUUACACCAUUGGUGCUGCCAAGAAAAAGCAUGAUAUUUCUGCCCAAACUGUUCGUCACUUGCGAGAUAUUGACCGGGCUAUCUCGGAUUCUGGCUUCUUAGAUACAUGGCUGGCAACGAGACUGGAGUCGGGCGAAUCUUCAGACAUAGCUAACGAGAAGAGGAACGUCCUAGACUCUUUCCAGGGAGAGCAAGGCGCUACUUUCGACCCACUGACAAACACACUGGCGUCUGAUCUUGUUGGAAAUGGGUUGAAUAACAGACCGCAGAGAUAUGACAAGAUCUUGAUCAAGGCAAAUGGUCACUAUAACCCGCAUGGUUUCAAUACGUUUGGUCAGACAACCUUCGAGUCACCGGAGCAGGGCGGUCCCACAUACGCCAGUGAUCACUGGGGCAUAAGAUGCCUUCUGGUAAAGUCGUCACCUUCUGAUAUGUCUCGAUCUUGUGUUCCUGAGAUGAAAAUUGCACUUCAACAACCUCCUCCUGGCUUGGCUAACAGCGAGAGCUUGGAGGACUUCUUGGAAGGUCGUGGAUGCUUGCCGAAUGAGCAGGAGAGGACCGACCGGGUUGAAGCGAUCAAGACCCUCGAAAUGGUUCUCAAAGAUGCUACAUCCUCGAUUUCAGAGAAUGAUUCCCGAUCUGGGCCUGCAUUCAUUGUGGUCCCAGUUGGCUCUUAUGGCCUCGGCGUCUGGACGAGUUCUUCUGAUAUUGACUGCCUGUGCAUUGGCCCAUUCAGCUCAAAGACAUUCUUUGCAUUGGCUGUUCAAAGGUUGAAGCGAGCGACGACCUUGGGCGUCAGAAUCUUGCGACGAGUUAAGGCCAAUUCAGGUAACAUGCUGGAGUUAGAAGUCAAUGGCAUCAAGGUCGAUCUCCAGUAUUGUGCAGCUGCAUCGAUAGCUGAGAGAUGGCCUGAAGUUAUGAAGCGCCCAGCCAGCGACCCAGCGUUUGCUUUGUCUUUCCAGGCACUUGCUAAGCUUAAGCCUGUUCGCGAUCUGUUCUACCUUCGCCGCUCACUUCCAGAUAUGGUACAGUAUCGAAUGGCGCACUUGUUCAUCAAAUCUUGGGCCCAGGCGCGAGGUAUUUAUUCGGCAAAGUUUGGAUUCCUCGGUGGUAUUCAUAUUAGCGUCCUCCUUGUACCGGUCUGUAAAGCACUGGCUUACGAGAAUGAAACUGUAACCCCAGCCGACAUUGUCGUCACAUUCUUUCAUUAUUACUCAGAAUUCGACUGGAAGAACUCGAUGGUUUUUGAUCCGUUCUUUCACAAAGAAUUGAGAUAUAACCGAACAUUCCGAGAACCCCUCUGCCUGAUCGGUUGGCAUGCCCCAGCACUCAACACUGCCCCUAUCGCGUCUAUCCCAACAGUGGCCACCAUUUCUUCUGAGUUUGGUCGUGCCAAAAGGAUGCUAUCAGAUGAUGACUGUAUCUGGGGUAAGCUGCUCGGUAUUGAACCCGAGACAGCUCUAGGAUCAGUUCAAGCCCCAGCAGCUACAGAGUUUUUGCAUGCAUUCAAAACAUACAUCAAGAUUGAUGCGCAUUACUGGGGCCCGUCGCAGGAAAAGAGUGGCCGUUUCAUCGGCUGGCUUGAGUCGCGCUGUGUUAUGCUACUAGUUGAUAUAAACAGGAAACUGAAGCAUCUACUCGCACGCAUUUGGCCAUCUCGGUUCUUGGAUGUGUCCGCUGGAGCAGAGACAUCUGGCGCAGAAUAUCAUGGUUGUUACCUCAUUGGCCUUGCAUGGGACGAUGACUCAAACAAAGAAGAUGCUAAGGAGGUGGGUAUGGCCAUGCAGACAGUACUGCAAGACUUUGAAGCGAGGAUUCGCCGAGACGAGAAGUACUAUGACUCUCAGUUCUGUUGGAUGAGUGCAACUGUCGCAAGGGCUCAUGAUCUUGGUACAUUGGAAGUUGAUCAGAGUCUAUGGGGAGAAUAUGGGGGCGAGACAGAUGAUGACGAAUCCGAUGAAGAGCUCGACGAAGAGGAAGAUUUCGACGAUGCUGAGGAGGAAUCAAAAGGGCAUAAGAGCACAGGGCCUGGGUCCAGAGCUGCGGUUGUGGGCAAGACACCAGGGCUGGGCAAGUUUCGCACAGCUGCUGAUGUGCUCAAUCGGCUUCGCUGGGACCCCAAUUUCGAUUCAGGCGACUACAUCAUUGGCUACGAAGACCGCUUUCUCGGAGCUCGUGAGAGGGCAGUGGAACAUUGGAAGACGGAACAGACUGAUGAGGAGUUUAUCCCGCAGCACCGCAUACUCUACUUCAAACGGAGGGAGGACAAUGUCAUUGUGUGGGAGCGACGGACGCGGAUUGACGAGAUCUUUGGCAGUGGUGUCAAGAUUGAUAGGUGAAGUCUGUACAUGACUUGUCAUAAUCGAAUUAAGGGCCCUCAAAUCACAGCAGAGAUCGACACAGGAACAUGGAUCUGGUCUGACAGAGAAGCAGGCUAGCGCGUGUGAAGUAAAUUCGGUGUGCCGCGUUGCGCAGCUGCGAGACAGAUGGAUAUGAUGCAUGUGCAUGUGCUAGAUUAAGUAAAUUACUUAUUAGAUUAUGUAUAUACAUGUUGUGUCGAAUGGCGACAAACAACUUGCUCGUAUCUGGUUUCGGGCACCACUGCAUGGUAAGACCCGAGCGAGGCCCGAGAGUGGUAUCCUGUCAUUGUCAGGGAUAGCAUUAAGUAUCAUGGGGAAGUGUGCGACAAUCGGUUGCUAUCACCCAAUAACCUCCAGAAUAAGCCCCAGCAUCGCCUUUGCGAGGCCAGGUAAUUUACAAUGCGGGAGUCUCCGAGGCCCAAGACAUGGAGGAAAUGCAAGAUAUUGGACGACGAGAGUGAAAAUGCCAGCCCACUUAUGGGCUCUCCAAAAGGCUUGGUUACCAGAUGACAGCUGCCAUCUGCUGGGAACUAGGAUUCAAGUCCCAACUGGCGUGGCGCCAAAUUCCAGGAGAUUGGACUAACAGUUGCAUCACAUGCAUGAUGACGAUGACCUCUAUGGCUGGCAGUUGAAGGGCUGCUCUCAUUCUCGCCGUGGCAUGUGGUGAAGGAAGUAUAAAACCUUGCAUGAUGACGCGCUAGGUACGUGGGGGGUGGGACUGUUUCAUGUUUCAAUCCAUCCGUAGAAAGAAGGCAGUAAAGCCCCCCUGCACAUAUCUCCGGUCCCUCCCACAUACGAAGACCACCUCGACUCGAAUUGAAAUCGCAUCAGCCUCACUUUCGGGUCCACGGAUAACACCAUCGUGGCAUUGCUGGCUCAGACCCUUGAGGAUGGAUAGAGUAUAAAGCUUCCGGAACCGUUGAUCGGUUCUCCUUCAGGCCUUUGAAGCAAAAAGCACUCCAUCUCAACUUGAAUAACAUCGUCCUCCCCACACGAGCCAAGUGACCUACACAAAACUCUCAAUUACUUUCUCAGCACCUUCACCAUGGCCGUUGUCGAAUCUCAGUUGCCUGUCAACAGUUGCUGUACUGCCUGUUGCAAAGCAAACGAUCUCGGAACUCACGACUACUGCGGCACAUGUCCCAGGUGUCCCUCCUGAUGACUCUGCAACUCGCCAGUCGCCUCUGUAGCCUCAAUAAACGGGCCAGAGGACCAAACAAUGUUUUUGGCUGCGCUGCUGUUCUCAAAUUACUUUUGCUCGACUCCUGAUUCGCGUGGCUGCCCAGCAUCUUUGAGGAUCGCCAGGACUUGAAAUUGGAUUGAGCAUGGCAGUAAAUGAGGGGGGAGAUGGAAUAGCAGGUGAAUAAAUCCUUCAGGCUUCAUACACUGUGCCUCGGGCAAGAUCGGGGAAACCGGUUGGUUGGGUGAAUCAAGAUGGUGACAAGAUAUUGAUGAUAAUCAUCUGGGAUAAACAUCCUGGAACCAAGAGCGGAACUGCUGCUAUAGGUCGGCUAGCAGCACACGUCGUUCCAUUUCUCAUCAGCGUGUCCUCGUCCAUAGUGCCUAAAGGUUCAGGCUCAUAAUUACCCCCUUUGCCCUAUGCUCAGGAAGCCAAACUGGAAAACACAGCGGCGAUGGAAGUCUUAUCAUAUUUGACGUACUUGCCUUUGCCCUUGUCGAUUUCGUGAUACCGGUCCCAAAACCGCUCGUAGAGAGGCUGCAAUUUCUGGCGAAUGUCCUCCCCAAACAUUCGCCGGACUUCCCGCUCCAUGCUGUACGAUUUGUGUCGAGAAACCAUGUCGUCAAAUGCGCUGUUGAAUUGCGUGAACUUCUCUUUGAUCCUGUCUUUGUCUUUGCUUCCCAGCCCCUUGACGAUCGAAGUAGAGUCGACAGGUCCAGAAGUUGGACGAUGCGCACGAUUGGUAUGUACAGUGUCGAACAGGUGGACGGAAAGGUCUUUGCAAACAUCCGUAUAAGCUGCCGUUGCCUUUUUGCGCCAUUGCUCGAGAAUGUCAAGUUUGUUCUCCAGCAGCCCGCUAAGUUCCGAGUUCUGAACCAUUCUUCCAAUGAUGACAACGCUAUUGGCCAGAAAUACUCCAGCAACAGCUCUGCUCUUCAUGAGCACGCGUGACUUCUGGUCCAAACCAGAGAGGAGCAUUUCGAUAGUAUCAGUGCAGUAAUGCGAAAAGAUCUCUUUACCAUCCGCUCCUAUAUCGAACGAUGCUAGACUGGGAAUUGCAUCGGUCGAGCGUCCGCUAGCCGCCGCGUUGGAGUUCCAUCCGCCAUCCCCUAAUGAUAUCAUUAUGCUCGAGAUGGGGCGUAGAAAGUGUACCAUCGUCUGAAGGCGCUGCAUUGUCUCCGAGACGAGGGAUAUUGGAGCGCCAUCUGAGGGUAACAUCUGUAGCAUGCUGAUCUUGCGCCUGGUCUCGUCAAGGAGCUCCGCAAGGGACGACUUGGCGGUCUCUCGAACAGGCUUCAGGGCUGCAGCGAGUGCUCCUUUCAAUUCUCCGGUGCGUGUUUCGAGCUUGCCUGAAAGAGCCGAGAUGAUCUCGGUGAUUUCAUAUGCCAGAUAACAGUCGGUGUUGAGGUGAUUUUUGAUAUGAGCAUUGAGUUCACGCAACGUUCGGGCAAGCUCAGCCAUCGCUGCCUGGCAAGUUGACUGGAAGACCACACCCCAAUCCUCACGCGAGAAGACACUGCACACAUUGUCGUAUUCGGAGACAAAAAGGCCCUCCAUAGCUUGCGAGUAGGUCCCUAUUCCGUUGGUCCCCGCACGGUAGACAGCAUCUGGGCUCUUCUUCUUGGCGGUGUUGACACUUGCGGCAGCAAGGUUGGCCAAGGAUGUUGAGAGGUAUGGGCCGCGUACCUCUGCAUAUAUAUGGGCGAGCUCAGAGGAUCCGUUGUGGUGACUCUCGAUGACAUAUGAAUAGACCAGACCGAGCCGGGCUAUUUUGUCCUGAGGUAGUGUUGGGAAAGGCUUGUCUUUUGUGAUAAAGUGCAACGGCUCGACGGAUCGAGGAGU
Molecule: messenger RNA, 7011 nt
Organism: Fusarium odoratissimum NRRL 54006
Lineage: Eukaryota; Fungi; Ascomycota; Sordariomycetes; Hypocreales; Nectriaceae
Exons: 3
Coding region: 345-3968 (1207 amino acids)
Cellular component (GO): nucleus
Molecular function (GO): poly(A) RNA polymerase activity; RNA binding
Source: RefSeq, a predicted model, not a curated record